Molecule: messenger RNA, 1154 nt
Organism: Tilletiaria anomala UBC 951
Lineage: Eukaryota; Fungi; Basidiomycota; Exobasidiomycetes; Georgefischeriales; Tilletiariaceae
Product: guanylate kinase
Exons: 3
Coding region: 352-1095 (247 amino acids)
Biological process (GO): purine nucleotide metabolic process
Cellular component (GO): cytosol
Molecular function (GO): GMP kinase activity
Source: RefSeq, a predicted model, not a curated record
GCUGCGCACCUCACAACUCCCACCAGUGACCUGUGAAUACAAUUUCUUUGCAACAGCCAGUGAGCGUUCUCAUCGGCAGAAACACGAAACCCUGUUCUGAUCGACGGAGACUGAGGUGAACGUGCUCCUACUUCUUCUUAUUCUCUUACUCUUACAUCUCCUUGACUGAAACACGGGGAAUGCGAGCCGAGAUCGUCUCUCUAGCAAUUUGAACCUCAUAUGCUUCUUCGCAAGUCUCUCAUUGCAUCUCUUCGACAUCCGUGCACCCUUGCUUGGACCACGAACACGUCCCCUUUGAUCCAAUCGCAUUCCUUGCUCAAUCCAGUGCUGCACUCUUUCUCUGCACGUAAUAUGGCCUCCAACACCACUUCCGGCGCUACUUUGACGCCCGCAAGCAGCUUGAAUAUCCCAGCAGACAAGCGGCCAAUCGUCAUCUUUGGGCCAUCUGGCGUCGGAAAGAGCACCCUGCUCAAAAAGCUAUUUGCCGAGUUCCCAAACCAUUUUGGGUUCAGCGUUAGCCACACGACCCGUGCGCCUCGACCAGGCGAGGAAGACGGUGUCGCUUAUCAUUUCGUAACGCCCUCGGCAUUUGCUUCUCUGGUUGAAGCUGGUGCAUUCCUCGAGCAUGCAUCCUUCGGCGGAAAUUCCUACGGCACGACGAUCCAAGCUGUCGCCGACGUCUCUACAGAGGGCGUGCGCGGCAAGUCGGGGGACACGCGCGCGCGGCGAGCCAUCCUGGAUAUUGACGCACAGGGUGUACGCAUCAUCAAAGCCCAGCACAUCGAAACACUCUCGCGCCCUCUUUUCAUUUUUCUCUCGCCACCAUCGUUCUCGGCGCUUAAGCAGCGGCUGGAAGGCCGAGGGACGGAGGCACCGGAUUCAAUACGCAAGCGACUCGGUAUGGCGGGAAACGAGCUGGCGUAUGCCCGAACACCAGGCGCUGCGGACGUCGUCAUUGUCAAUGAUGACGUCGAGCGGGCUUAUGGACUGCUCAGACUGGCAUGCACCGGAAAGUUGAAUCAAGGGGGAGAUCAGCUCCCUGCGGAGGAAAAGGAGCUGGAAGAAGAAGCGCGUUUGGCAGUGCAAGUGCAGUGAAUCCGUGUCCAUGUACGAAUACCGAAGUUGCUUCACACCAUUUCUACAUCCUUAACCAU